CGCGUCCACCCCCUCGCCAACCACGGCUUCUCCUCCCACGAAAGCGAGGAGAAGGAGAAGCCGCACCCCGCCGCCACGCAGGACGAAGAGGAUCCCCGGCGCCGCCACCAUGUCGUCGAUGCUGUCCGCGCUGUCCCAGUGGCUGGUGAACCCGCGCCGCAACCCGCUGGCGCGCCUCCACAUGCACGCCGUCUCCUCGCGGCUCAGGAAAUACGGGCUGAGGUACGACGACCUGUACGACCCGUACCACGACCUGGACAUCAAGGAGGCGCUCGCGAGGCUGCCCAGGGAGGUGGUCGACGCCCGCAUCCAACGCCUCAAGCGCGCCAUGGACCUCUCCAUGAAGCACCAGUACCUCCCCGACGACCUCCAGGCACUUCAGACUCCAUUCAGAGGCUAUUUGAGUGACAUGUUGGCUCUGGUGAAAAAGGAGGCUGCUGAGCGUGAAGCACUGGGAGCCCUUCCCCUUUACCAGAGAACCAUUCCAUAAGGCGCUAUCUAGACAUGCUCAUAAUUUUUCUCUUCAUAAAACGUCAGAAUGCAUGAAAUAAAAUGCAGUUAAUGAAACUAGUUUCCCAUUCCUAUCGGAGUUCCAUUUUACUUGUUCAUGCAAUGGUGCAUUGACCAUCACCUGCAGUUGUUCGUGUUUUCUGCCUCAAAGUAAUGGGAACAAAUUAUAUGUUCCACCGUUAUUAACUUGUUAUGAAGUCUUCA
This is a messenger RNA of Phragmites australis (common reed), 714 nucleotides long. RefSeq names its product cytochrome b-c1 complex subunit 7-like. The record is from RefSeq and is a predicted model, not a curated record. The coding region runs from base 110 to 490 and encodes 126 amino acids. The transcript has 4 exons. Gene Ontology annotation, biological process: mitochondrial electron transport, ubiquinol to cytochrome c. Lineage: Eukaryota; Viridiplantae; Streptophyta; Magnoliopsida; Poales; Poaceae.